CAGGUUUUACAUUAAUGGACACACUUCAGCUUGAAGUUAUUACAAUUUUACAGUAGUAACAACAACUGCAUUAACUACGGUAUUGUGGGACGACAGUACAUUUUUGUUUGGGGAAAAUCUAAAAGCAUUUUAAAGAACGUUUUAGGAACGUAUAAAGACGUCAUUUGCUGGCAUGAGGGUUGCUGUCUGUUUUGGUGUGAUUUGUUAUGUUGUGUUUUGUUAGUCUGACUGAAACUAACGAAGCGAGGACUGUUAAAUUAUGGGUACAACAAGAACAGAAGAUACAUUCCAGCUGGCCCUAGAAACAUCUCAGGAAAUGAGCGUAGACUUCUCUGGAGGUGUGUCCUAAUCCCAAACUGAAGACAUCUGUAAAGCCUCUGCCCUCAUUUCCUGUCGAGUGGGCUGCAUCUGCCCAUGCACACACACGGCACCAUGGGUAGCUCCCCGGAGGUGCUGUCCUGGACGUCCUGUCCCAGCCUGCUGGUGGGGAAACUCAAAGAGGAGCUCAAACUCACCGUCGUCGGGGACUCCAUAAAGAAAACCAACGGCAACGUGUCUCCUCAAGCCCUGCCCCCUCCACAGAUCAUCACAGACCUGGCACCGCCCACCACGCUCCCUAUGCCGCUGCAGCAGCUGCUGCUCCCAUGCAGGGAGGAUGACUUGGGCGGUACGAGUCCUCCGUGCACUGCCCUCAGCGAAGACUCCACCCGUGAGCACGGACACUUCGAGAACAGCGUGCUACAACUGCAGGAGCACGAGGAGGCGGAGUCACCCGCCUCCUGCGUUCAAAGGGGGUGUGACAGCGGUGGCGAGGAGAGGAACGAUGAGGGUGGAUGUCCGAUGGACCACAGCGGGGACGAUAAACACCACCACCCUCAUGACGACAUUAAACUGCACUUUCAGAGAGCCGGUACCGGCAGCGGGGGGUUUCUGGAGGGCCUUUUUGGAUGUUUGAGGCCUGUGUGGAAUAUCAUUGGAAAAACGUACUCGACUGAGUACAAACUACAGCAGCAAGACAUGUGGGAGGUGCCAUUUGAGGAGAUCUCUGAACUGCAGUGGCUGGGCAGUGGAGCUCAGGGCGCCGUGUUCCUCGGAAAGUUCCACUCGGAAGAGGUCGCGAUUAAGAAAGUCCGCGAGCAGAAGGAAACGGAUAUCAAACACCUUCGCAAACUCAAGCACCCCAAUAUCAUCAGCUUCAAGGGUGUGUGUACGCAAGCGCCCUGUUAUUGCAUCAUCAUGGAGUACUGUGCACAGGGGCAGCUCUAUGAGGUUCUUAGGGCAGGACGCAAGAUCAUGCCUUGUUUGCUGGUGGACUGGGCCUCAGGGAUCGCCAGUGGCAUGAACUACCUACAUCUCCACAAGAUCAUCCACAGAGACCUCAAAUCACCGAAUGUGUUAGUCACUCAAAACGACUCUGUGAAGAUCUCAGACUUUGGAACAUCUAAAGAACUCAGCGACAAGAGCAUGAAGAUGUCGUUUGCAGGUACAGUCGCCUGGAUGGCCCCCGAAGUCAUCCGGAAUGAGCCGGUGUCAGAGAAAGUAGACAUCUGGUCAUUUGGGGUAGUAUUAUGGGAACUACUGACGGGUGAGAUCCCCUAUAAAGACGUUGACUCUUCUGCCAUCAUCUGGGGUGUUGGGAGUAACAGUCUCCACCUGCCUGUCCCAUCCACAUGUCCCGACGGCUUCAAAAUCCUCAUGAAACAGACGUGGCAAGGUAAACCCAGAAACCGGCCGUCCUUCAGACAGAUCCUGCUACACCUGGACAUCGCCUCCGCUGACCUGCUGGGAACCCCGCAGGAGACCUACUUCAAAUCUCAGACCGAAUGGAGAGAAGAGGUGAAGAAACAUUUCGAGAAGAUCAAGAGUGAAGGCACCUGUAUCCAUCGACUGGACGAGGAGCUGAUUAAACGCAGGAGAGACGAGCUCAGACAUGCUCUGGAUAUCCGAGAGCAUUAUGAGAGGAAACUGGAGAGGGCCAAUAAUCUGUACAUGGAGCUCAGUGCCAUCAUGCUACAGCUGGAGGUGCGGGAGAAGGAGCUCUUCAAGAGAGAACAGGCUGUGGAGAAGAAGUAUCCCGGCACAUGCAAGCGGCACCUGGUUCGGCCCAUCGUGCGGCCCAACGCUGUUGAGAAGCUCAUCAAGAAAAAGAGCAGCAUGAACCACAAGCCUGGAACACAGCCGCCUAAGAGACCGGAUCUGCUGCGCUCUGAUGGCAUUCCCAGCAUAGAGCCUCUUCCCGCCCCUUCUCCCCUAUCAAGAAGCCCCAAAGUGUCCACCCCACCUGGAAAGAGCCGGUACCGCAGUAAACCCCGUCACCGGAGGGCCAACAGCAAGGGCAGCCACAGCGACUUCCCAGGAGCGCUGAAGCCCAAUUUCAGUCCCUCUGAGGAACAGCAACCCCUCCAGGAACAAAACUAUCCCCACCACCAUCAUGCUCCACCUGAGCGGCCCCUCCUGCCGGUGCAAAACAGGGUAAGCGCCAUCGCCAACUGCGCCAACAACCUGCGUUACUUCGGCCCCGCCGCGGCUCUUCGCAGCCCGCAAACCGACCAUCUCCAACGGAGGCUGUCCGGCUCCAGCCCCGAUCUAAUUUCCACUGCAGUGGAUGCUGAUUCACGCCACCGCAGGUCCUCUAUACCCCCUUCCAAAGGCUCAGGCCCGGGGCCGCUGUGUCCCUGCUGCCAGGUGCAUCCUUUCCCGGGCUGCAUGCACUGCCAGGGGAUGCCUGCUGUGCCCAGCCACCCAGAACUCCCACACUACUCCCUGCUGAGCACAUGUGAGGGAACGCCACCCGCCAUCAGACGGCCGGUGGACACGACAUCAGAUGGAGAAACUCAAGGAAAGGGAGAGCAGCCAGAGAAGGGUUCCCCACGAGGAAGCUUGUCCAGCAGCCUGCAACACCCUCUCAGACCCCUCAGAAAUGGGAGGGACGAUUCAUCUGAGGAAGAGGAGGGAGAGGUCGACAGCGAAGUGGAGUUCCCACGGAGACAGAGGCCUCAUCGCUGCAUGAGCAGUUUUCAGUCGUAUUCCACCUUCAGCUCAGAGAAUCUGUCUGUAUCUGACGGAGAGGAGGGGAACACCAGCGACCACUCUCACAGUGGACCUCUGGAGCAGCUGAGUGCCAGUCAGGAUGAACAUAUGGAUGAGCUGCUGUCACACACACCUGAGAUCCCCAUCGACAUCUCCACACAGUCUGACGGGCUGUCUGAUAAGGAGUGCGCUGUCCGGCGCGUCAAGACUCAGAUCUCGCUAGGCAAACUGUGUGCUGAUGAGCACAGCUAUGAGAAUCCACUGCAUUUCGGGGACUCUGACUGUGACACGUCAGAUGCAGAGUGCUCUGAUGCCACCAUCAGGAACAAGCAUCCCGCCGCACCCUCUACCUGGUGAACUCCCGAACCCCGCCUCCACGCAGGAGCCUCUGGAGGAAACCAUGGCAAUAAUCAGAGCCUGCUAUAGACAGCCAUGAACCAUGGCCCAUUUUACCCCCAACCGGGAACUAGCCCUUCCCAUAAUGCACCUCUCUCUCUCUGAGCAACCUCAGGCACAUUCCUCUGAUGUGAUGAUGUAGCUAGUUCAACAUGCAUUAUUUAUUUUAUUAUAAUUUUUACAAAACGCAAGCAAAAUCAGGAACUCAAAUAACAGAAAAAUAUUAACAAUCCUGCACUGCAAAAAUAAAUAAAUAAAUAAAUAAAUAAUUUCUGGCUUGUUUUCCAGUCAAAAAAAAGAUCUAAACAUCCUAAAAAUCAGAUGCAUUUACUUGAGAAGCAAAAUUUUAUUUUUCACUUUUGCACCUCCAAGUAAAUGCAUCAUGUUAAAGGAUGUUUAAAUAUUUUUAAAUGGGGAAAACAAAGCAAAAAUGCUGAUUAAGUCAAUGAUUUGCAGUGUGUGCAGAGUAUUAGCACUGAAGUGUUCCAGAAACAAGGCAACUCAAUACCAGAAUCCAUUAGACGGUUAGUUAGUUAGGAAUACAAUGAUUGUGGUCUGCAAGAAUGUGUGUAUAUAUGUCCGUAGGUACAAGAAAGAACAUUUUUGAGUGUACAACUAGUUAGAUUAGAGCUUGAUAAUGGGACCACAGACAAAACGGGACAAUUCAGCUCAGCCAGCUGGCGAAGACUAGCUACCUGCGACUUCCUGAGUUUACAGAAAUGACGCCCUUGUUCCCUACUGAGGGGUAAUCGGGGUUUAGCUUGAGCACCAGCAGGAACUUCCUCCUUAUUUUUGUUAUUUACUUUUAUCUCGACUUCAAAAACCAUGGGACUUGUGGAUAUUUCCCAGCAUGCCUGAUUUGUCGGCAUUUGUUUCAGCCAAUAGGACGGCCGCUGCUGCUGCUGCUGCUGUUGCUGUUGCUGCUGCUGGCCGUUACGGACAAACAGGAAGUGACUUGAAUAACGACUGCUCUAGCGGAUCGUAUUUGAUGAACACAUCAGUGUUAAACUGGACCGAAGCAGAGCAGCGUUCUCUCAUCUCAGGACUGCGUUUGAAGAGAUGCUGCAGAUGGCCAGAGGACUUGAAGGACGAGAACGUUUUUCCCUAAGCUUGUUUGUUUGGAUGGUGCGGAAGCGUGUCGUCGACCCUUAAGAGUUUCUUUACUUUUCAUCGGUGACGUUUAUCUUGACACGAAACCCGACAAUGUGGAUGUUGUAGAGAUGCAGUAUCCUUCUAGAUCAGGGGUUCUCAACCAAAUUAUUACAAUCCCACACCCCCGUCGAUAUCAUAGAAUGAAUCUGCAUGCUUUAGGAUCUCACAGCCGUAAUUACGCAAUUGGCAAAUUAUAUUUUUAAGAAUAACAACAUUUUACUGUUUGGUCAAUUCUGUUGGAAUUAGGGCUAGGUAAAAAUAUUGUGUGGAGGCGGGGAUCUGAUCGAGCACCAAUCUGUGGAGAGUGAGGUCCGGGAAAGCUGAGUGGUUAAGGAUUUACACCUGUGUUAACACCUGUUUGUAUUCCCUGUGAGCUGUAUUCACUAAACUUUCCCAGACCUCACUCUCCAAAGAUCAGCACUCGAUCACAUCCCCGCCUCCACAUAUUGAUUGUCUGAAUAAUCACGAUUAUUAUUCGACAAUAUCGAUACUUUAAUCCAAAGAUCGAUCUUUUACUGUAAUGUUUACUUGUUGAGUAUUAUACCUGAUAAAUAUAUAGCAAUUGAACUAUUUAAGGCCAUGUUGUAAAUUUCUUAUAAAUGCAUAUUUUCGUGAUAAACCAAUUUAAGGGUUUCUGGGUAAUGUACAGGAUUUGCAUCACGGAAUUAAGCUGCAUGCCUUUGGAUCUCGCUGCCGUAAUCAAGUAAUUUGCCAAUUAUAUUCUUCAGAAUAACAACGUUUUACUCUUUGGUCAAUUUUGUUGAUAUUAGGCUUAUGUAAAAAUAACAUGCUGGGCUGAGAAGAGAAAUCGGCAUUAAUUUACAUUAAACUGGCCCAAAAUUUGUUGCUGUCCUUUUCUGCAUAUCGCUGCCCGCUUCGGCAUAUCGGGGCGCCGUUUUGUGGCCCAUUCUGCAUUUCAGCUUAGUCCCAUUUCUCCCGACAGCCAGUCCGCCCCGGAGUCCGUUGGCCCACCGGGAAAAUGCCCGGUAUGCCAGAUUACCAAUCUAGCCCCGACUAUAAUAUACAGUUCAUAGAUGGCUUCCGAGACCCCAUCUUCAUCUUUAGGUUGAGAGCCUCUGCUCUAAGGCCAGAGUAUACUUCGGUGGAAAUACGAAGCCAUUAGAUUGUCUUAUAAUGUGCCGAUUGGUCAUGAUAGUGUUUGUGUAUGUGUGUAUGCUGUACCCCUCAAGAUGACCAUUAAACAAGCUCAGUCGUUUCUUUUAAGAGUCGUGGAUGAAUCAGCAAUAACGCAGGUUAUGCGCUCAGGCUUUUGAGAAACGUUCGCUCAGGAUGACUGUCUAGCAGGCUGGACAGAUGUGCCGAUCGCAUGCACCGUCGCUGUAAGACAGGUUGGAAAUAAACCGCUUUUUAAAAGACCUCUAUUUUUACAGAUUUAGGUUGAUUAUUUUUACACGUGCUUUUUUUGCUGGUUUGUUGCUCAGGUUAAAUGCUUUAUAGUGCAAAUGAGUCUCCAGUGUAGGGACAACAAACUUGUUUGUCUUGUUUCGGCUGUAGUAGGAAAUAAAACUGGCCAUCGUCUUUGGAAAUGCAGACGGACGUUAAGGCCUGUCACUUUGGCCUCGUACAAACGGCAACGGUUUGGAAGCGACAACCAAAAAAAAAUCGAAUAAUCGAAAGAUUCUGUGUGUACAGAAGUGGACACCAUAUUUAUCCGUAGUGUGAACCUGGGCUGUGUCUUAGUGUCAUUCAAAAAAAAUCUUCAUUACCAGGGAUACUGCAUCUUUCAGCAUGACUAUCUAUCAAUAAUUGUUGUUUUCAUAUUUCCCCUGUGUUUUUAGAUCUUGAUGUAACUAGUAUAGUAGAAGAUAAAAUGCCUUGUUCAUCAUGGGUUCAACGCAGCCAGAUCCUCCUUUUGUCGCAUUACAGGAAAUGGCAAUGAAAUGAAAGAAACUGUGAAUGCUGUUAUUUUGGGUCUACUUGCGGCUUGCUAUUGAAGUUAUUCUACAAUAAUACGACAGUAUCGUAGAAUUUGCAAGCAAAGCUGCUACGUGGAUCAAUUUGACGCAAACGAACAAAGCAAAGGCCAUUGAAACCAACUUAAAGUCAACAUGAAAUCAAAACAUACGGACCUUGUUUACUUUAUUAUUGUGCACAGUUUAUCAGUCCACUUUAUUCCGAAUUACGCAAUGUAUCGCAAUUUUUUUUUUUUUAUCAAAAUGUUUCUAAAAUGACUUUUAUUUUCAGAUGAUGUCACAAAUCCCUCUAUUAACUCCUCCCCUCUUACCACCUGAUUCCAUUCUGGUGUAUGUAACGCCCACUUUUCAUGAUUUAACCCAUUCCUGAUGGAUAAAAUCAGGUCCUACGUUACUUUUUAUUUGUUUUCUCAUUGACUAUCCCGAUUGUCUCGGAAAUAUGUCACAUUUAUGGAGUUAAAAUGGAUCGCGAACAAUGUUUCGUGUUGACUUUAAUCUCUAGGCUAAUUUCCCAGUUUAAUUGGGAAGGAAAAGAAGCCAUUAUUACUGUUUUUAUUUUGUUGUUUGUUUGUUUGUUUGUCCGUUCCGUCCAGUAUGAUGGGAGCGUGCUGAGAAAUUGUCUGAAAGUGAACUUUAACAUGGUGUAACAUUUAAUGAAGGCAAACCGAACACCUACUAACCUCGUUUUUUCUGUUUACGUGUUUUUCCGAAGAUCACGUCUCGGAUUUUAGCGAAUGAUAUAUAAAGUCUGAUGUCUUUCCAGCCACAGCGCCAUCACAAAUCCUGUAAAAUAUGAUUUUAACUUAAUUUAAUUUAAUUUAAAAGUCUUUUUUGUAGCUGGUCUACACUAUCAUUAACGUAAUUUAUUUUGAUGCACUAAUUAAAUUGCUGUUAAUUUCGACCGUUCAAGACGUCUACGUCUCAUAACUGUCUCACGUAUGUGUAAUAAUUGUCUUCCGAAGUGUUACUGAGGAGAAAACGUUCAGUUCUUCUGGGUUACACGGCAACGUAAAAGAAUGGUUCACCCAGAAAUGAAAGUCCUGUCAUUAUUUACUCACCCUCAUGUCGUUCCAAACCCAUAUCCUGUUAUUUGAUCUGUGAAACACAAAAGAUGUCUCCAAAAAGGAAAUAAAAUGCACCAUAGAAGUGACUUGUGCAUUAUAUUACAAGUCCUCCACGUUUGGAUACACCAAACCUUCCCAAAUGCACUAUUUCUGAAUAAGUACAGGGAUACGAAUGACAUUUCAGAGCUUCAGAAGAGCUCACAGUUGUAUUAGCUACAUUUAUGGUGGUGCUUCUUUGUCAUUUUUGGAGCUUUACAGAUGCGGUCACUAUAAACUGUCAUUGUAUGGAAAAGAGAGGUACAAAAAUUCUCCUUUUGUGUUUCAAUAAUGACAGAAUUUUAAUUUUGAGUGUACUGUCCCUUUAAGAGUUUGAAGUGGGGAGCUGCACCUAUCGCUUUUACUUCUGGACUUCUAUUCAAAUCUCACUUUCAUCAGUUCCCCAUGGCCGACACUUAUAAUAAAGUUGUAAUAGUUGUAAUAAAAUGACCCUAUCACGGCUGUUCUGGUUGUAAAGAUAAUUCCAGAUUUGGGAGUACUUGGAGAGGGCUUCAAGAGGAUUGAACGUAUAUCCUGUACUGUGUUACUUUGUUUGUUUAGCCAUCUCUGUCCUCUCCACAUUUACCAUUUGUAAUUGCGUUAUCAUCUACAGCAUAUACAGGUGUUUUAAGAUGAACUAUUUUUGUGCAGAAUGUCUUCAGCUCGGGGCUCCAAUUUGUUUCUUACUCAUGUCCCGCCCUCUUCUUCCUCCUUGGUCUUGAAUGGUGUUAUGAUGAACCAAUCCUGAUGAUUUCCUGUAAUAGCCUGUGUACAGUGCGGCAGGAGUGACGUGUAAAAUCACAGCAUGGAAUAAAAACUGAUGUAC
Xyrauchen texanus (razorback sucker) is the source of this 8438-nucleotide messenger RNA. Its product is annotated as mitogen-activated protein kinase kinase kinase 13-like. Bases 415 to 3387 code for a protein of 990 amino acids. Lineage: Eukaryota; Metazoa; Chordata; Actinopteri; Cypriniformes; Catostomidae. Gene Ontology annotation, molecular function: ATP binding; JUN kinase kinase kinase activity. The transcript has 15 exons. The record is from RefSeq and is a predicted model, not a curated record. Gene Ontology annotation, biological process: protein autophosphorylation; JNK cascade.